GAUAUCACAAUUUACCACUGAAUACUUAGGUAAUCUCCACAUCCAUUUAAUUCCACAAAAAUUUGAUGGUUUGUAAAUUUGUAAAGAAAAUAUUUGUUAAAUGUUUGGUUAGAUAUUAAGUGCACAUGGUAUACAAUUUCAAAGGCACAGAGUGUGCAAUGAAGUCUUUUUUCCAUCCCCAACCCAUUUUCCUCUCCAAAGGUAACCACUGUUAUACUAUAUAAGCUCAUUGUUCUUCUGUCUUUGAUAAUUUAUCUCAAGCAGAUUUCAAUGGCUAGCAGUGUAACUGGCAUGUGAAGGGCAUAAACAGUAAGUAGUAACCCUAUUAACUGUCAGGGUUUGUAGUCAGUCACUUCUUACCUUCAUUAGAUAGGUGAAUGCAUGUCAGCCCAGGUGAUGUUAGAAUUCAAGAACAAAUGACUUAAAGAAGGUUUGAUUUCUUGCUCAUAUUCUGUGUCCUUUUGGGCUCUAUCUUUGGCCUUUGCCUCUGGAAUGGAGGCUGAGCUGCUUUUGGGGACUGCUGAUGUGGCAGAGGCAAAGAAGACUGGUGGAACCCCACAGUGCCUUUUAAAGCUUCUGCUUGGAAGCAGGUCAGAUUCUGAGACACAUCAUGUCCAAUUUUGAAGAUGCUGACACGGAAGAGACAAUAACUUGUCUCCAGAUAACUGUUUACCAUCCUGUCCAGCUGCAAAGUGGAAUGUUCCAAUCCAUAAGGUUUUAUAACCGAGAAAAACUUCCCUCCAGUGAAGUGGUGAAAUUUGGCCGAAAUUCCAAUAUCUGUCAUUAUACCUUUCAGGACAAACAAGUUUCCCGAGUUCAGUUUUCUCUGCAGCUGUUUAAAAAGUUUGAUAGUUCAGUUCUCUCUUUUGAAAUAAAAAAUAUGAGUAAGAAGACCAGUCUGCUUGUGGACAACAAGGAGCUGUGCUACUUAAAUAAAAUAGACCUGCCUGACAAGUGCAUGGUCAGAUUUGGUGACUAUCAACUCCUGAUAGAGAAGGAAGAUGGAGAGUCAUUAGAAUUUUUUGAGACUCAAUUUAUUUUGUCUCCAACAUCACUCUUGCAAGAAAACAACUGGCCACUACAGAAGCCCAUACCUGAGGAUGGCUGUUACUCAUCCUAUUCUACCCAAAACACUUUUCCUACAGAAAUGGAUGAAAAUGAAUUGUGAACACAGAGGGCUAAGAGGAGAAUCGUGAAGGAUGAAGAAAUCUGUAGACAUUUUAUAGAUAUUUCACAGUUUAUUAGUAUAUUACUGUUAUCUGUUAUUAAAUUUGGGAUCUCUUAUCAUUUUGAAGUCUGUAAAUUAUAUUAGUCAUUGAUUUAGUCGUCUGUUGCAUUCCUAGAUGUAUGAAGAAUUCUUAAGUGUAUUUAAGUGUACCUCUGUGAACAUUAAUGUACAAAAAGCAUCCUUGGUGAUGAAGGAAUAGUGUUCUCAAAAUAGUUAUAUUAUUUUCUUUUUAUGCUUGAUUUUAGCCCUAUGUUUUGCAAGGAAACACCUCUUAGUUUGGUCAUAUUAUUUCACAAGCGGCUCUUUAUUUUCAAUGUCAAGGCCAUGGUUGAGUUGCUCCUGGUGGUGUAGCCUGUUGGUACUUGCAGUGCUAGAGUACUGCAACACAGCAUGAUGUGUUUUGGAGCACUGUCUAUGCGUCAUUGUGGUUUUAUUAUAGGAAGCCUUAUUUGAGCAAUAAUACCUUUUCUAUGAUUUCCUUUUUGUAGAAUUGUGGUGUUUAUUUCCAAAAGUAGUUCUCCAUAUCUAUAUUCAUAUCUAAAACCAAUAUUUUAGACAUUUUAAUAAACCAUUGCUAUGUUUAGAAUUUUUUUGUUUUCUUACCAAAUAUUACAUUGAUUUUUAUGUACUACACACUUUAAAAAAAAUUUUUUUUAACAUUUAUUCAUUAUUGAGAGAGAGAGACUGAGCAUGAGCCGGGGAGGGCCAGAGAGAGAGGGAGACACAGAAUCUGAAGCAGGCUCCAGGCUCUGAGCUGUCAGCACAGAGCCCGAAGUGGGGCUCGAACUCACAAACCGCGAGAUCAUGACCUGACCCGAAGUAGGACGCUCAACCGACUGAGCCACACAGGCGUCUCUACUACACACUUUUAAAUUGCAUGAAUUCAAAAUUUUAACAGCAUCCAUGCACAUAAUAAAGUUGAAGUUUAGGGGCACCUAACCGAUUCCUUGGUUAAGCAUCUGAUCUUAAUUUCAAGGUCAAGAUUAUCACGGUCACGAGGUUGAGCCCCGUGUCGGGCUCUGCACUGAGUGUGGAGUCUGUUUAAAAUUCUCUCACCCUCUGCCCCUCCUCCAUUCUUUCUCUCUCUCUCUCCAAAAAACAAGGUCUAAGUUUAAUUCUAAACAUUUUUUUGAAAUGUUUGAAAUUUUUUUGAAAUUCUUUCUGAAGACAGAACUGUUCUUAGACUGCUUGCUGUAAGGGAGGAGUGCUGUAGGCCUCAGGCAGAGGAGGCUGUGGCUGGGGAUUAAGUCACCACCAUCUGCACCUCAGUGCCUAUUGGCUCCAAUUCUCAUCUUCCUCACUUCACAUGGUGGCACACGGCCACUAGUAGUUCCUGUGACACCACAUUCUUUGGUUUCCUGUAUUCUUGUGUUUGCUUCUGAUGGCUGUUUUUCUACCCCUGUUCUCUAAAUAUCAAUAGUUGGGCUUCUCUGCCUAUAUGCUUCCCCAGGGUGAUCUUACCUAGUGUAAUGACUUCAAAUACCAUUUACCUACUAAUGACUCCUAAACUUGUACCUUGACCUCUUCUUCUCUGAGCUGCAGACAUAUAUCCCAUCACCUUCUUGAGACCUUCAUUCAGAUUUCUCAUAAACAUCUCAAAUUUAAUUUCCCAAAACAGAACUCUUAAUUUCCUCCACCUUCCUAAAUCUGUUCCUGCCACUGCAUUCAUUAAGUUAGAAACCAAAAAACUAUUGACAAGCAUAGUUGCAGCUCUUAGGUUGGCUGUCACACUUCCAUAGAUUUAGCCAGCAGGGAGACAAUGAGCUCAAAUAGACUUAGUCUAUUACUUACACAGAUAGCAAAAGGAAGAUCAGCAUGGAGUCAGUGUCCCACAUCCCUGGUCCCUACGGAUGUCCGUGGGACACUGGACCCCAGAGGCUAAAUGACACAUAAAUGGAGGGUAGCUCUGUUGUUGAAAAAGCCGUCUCUAAUGAACUCCAGCCAAACAGUUUUAUUAGCCUACAUCUGUAGUGAAUGGGGGUGGGGUGAAAAUCCCAUGCUUCACUAGAACCAAGGAGUUGGGUGAGAAAUUGCCUCAUCGCGGCCUUCUGCAAGACAGGGAAGCAGAUGAUAAAUGGCUUUGUCACAGCUCCUCUAAGACUGCCUAUCUUGCCAUGUUCCAGGAAGGAUCAUAGGGCUUUGUCAAGACAGGCUGGACUGGGGUUGAGUGUUGCUAGGUAGAUAUGCAGUGAGCAAGGUCACCAGGUCACUGUGCUGGAAGCAUUAUCCUACAGUUAUCUUGGAUCCCACUCCUUUUUGGCCCCCAUAUCUAACCCAUUAGAAAAUCUUGUUAAUUCUUCCUCUAAAGUUUAUCAGCUCUGCAUUGGUAUCAUCAUUAUCAACCCAAGUCACACCAUGUCCCAUUGCAAGUAUCACUCUUGCCCUCUUAUAACCCAUUCUCUAUACAGCAGCUAGAGGAAUUUUUCAAAAAUGCAACUCUGAUCACUCUACACUCUAGCUUAGAAAAAGUCAGUGGCUUUAUACAUCAAAUAAAAUGAAUUCUUAACCAUAGUCUAUAAGGCCUUACAUGAUCUGGCCCUAAAUACCCCUCAGAUAUCAUCUCAUAUUACUCUACCUCACAAUGCUUCAGUCCCAGUGGUCUUUUCAUUCUCAGAACAUACCAAACAUUCUCCUUCACCUCAGGAACUUUAUAUUUGCUGUUCCUCUUGCUUAUAACCUGUGUCACCAGGCUUUUUACAUGGGCUGGUUCCUGCUCAGCAAUUAGGUCUCAGCUCAAAUGUCCUCUCCUCAGAGAAGGCUCGCUUGACCUACCAAAAGUAAUCCGCUCGUCUCCAGCUAUCCUGCAUCCUCUCCUCUUGUAUGUUUCCUAAUUGUGAUCUGUGGUUUUCUUGUUUAGAUGUUUACUUGUUACUGUCUUGUCUCUCUCAUCAGAAUGUAGGCAAAAGAGCUUGGACAUUUUAUGUCUUUUUACCACGAUAUCCCUAAUACCCUAUCAGACACAGAUUCUCUAAUAUCUGCUGAAUAAAUAAAUGCUAUUUCUAGUGUUUUUUAUAAAUAUAUAAAACAAGAAAAUUUAUAUCCUCUUCUUAGCAGUUAAAACAAACAUUUUAAAAUUUAGUUCCACCCUGCUUUCCUAAUUCACUCCUUUUUGUCUUCCCAGCAGAUUUAGUAAAAUAAUUAUGCCCUAGGAGUCGGAAUUAUUGCAUUUUUAUAGAGUAAAACUAGUAAUAAUCAAAUAAUUUAUUAUUUUUAAAUGUAAAAAUGUGUUUAUUCACAAUCCUUGAGAAGUUACCAUUCCUUCAAAAAAUUUUUUAUGAACAAAAUGCCAAGAAAAAUUACAAUAGUAGCUUAUGCCAAACCAAAAAUAUACAUCUGAUGUAUACAAACUUUAAAAAGCGUAACACAGGCAAUGUGAAUAUAGAUUACUUUUAAAAUAUUUCCAGUGACAAAGCUACAACUUAAAUUAUGUUCAGACAAUCAUAAAUAACAGCAUUACCUAAUAUAUUUACAUAUUUAAAGUAUCAUAUUUAUUUCUAUGAGAUUAAAAAAGAUGAAACUAUAGAUGUCAUUGCCUAGCAGUUCAAAUAUUGAAAGGGCCACAUGAUUUUGUUUUAAGUACAGCAAGAACUUUAAGUUACUAUUUAUAUCUGGACCUUCCUAUAUUUUUGAGAACAUGCACUGUCAUUGCUGCAAGGAAAAAAAAAAAAAAACACA
Acinonyx jubatus (cheetah) is the source of this 4903-nucleotide messenger RNA. It is a transcript of the gene TIFA, whose product is annotated as TRAF interacting protein with forkhead associated domain. Gene Ontology annotation, biological process: canonical NF-kappaB signal transduction. Bases 611 to 1168 code for a protein of 185 amino acids. The transcript has 2 exons. Gene Ontology annotation, molecular function: protein binding. Lineage: Eukaryota; Metazoa; Chordata; Mammalia; Carnivora; Felidae. The record is from RefSeq and is a predicted model, not a curated record.